GUGGGGACUGUCCGUGUGUGUGUGUCUGUCAGUGUCAAAAAGGAAACAACUAAUUGACGUAACGUAACGGCUGCGAUCCCUGGCGGCUGCUUGGUGUUAAUUUUCCUGAACUUUUUUUCUUUCCUUUCUUUCUCAAGAUUCUGGUGGAUUCACUCACUCCAUUCGAGAAGGACACUGACUUCCCAAAAGAAGGCGUGUUCUGAAAUUCCCUUCGCACCUGUCCUCACAGCUCCCUGCACUUCCAGAAACUUUGACACGAGCGAAGUAACAAACCACACUAGCGAAUUAUAGUGAGGGCGAGCAGUGAGCGCUCUUAAUGACCUUUUUCUUGAGGAUUUGAAGAAAGUUGGUGAGUCUGUGUGUGAAAACCGCCGUGUGGGUGGGAGAAGAUCGGAUACAAUCGGCGAUCAUCAUCUUCACCUCCAUCGCCCAGGAGAGCCUGGUCGGCACUUCGGACCCCACAGAUUCUCUCUCUUGGGCUCCAGCGCAGCCGAAGAGCGAAGGUCCACCAUGUAUUGGGCUUCGCUGCCAUUCAUUGUAGUUCUGUGCUCAGCUUACAUGGAGAUGACUGUCACAGAGGCCUCCCUGCAUAUAGUUCCGGCCGGGAACACGCUAAAGAAGCAUGCUGGGAACAAGUUGACCCUCACUUGCAGAGGCUCAUCCCAACUGCAGUGGAAGCUACCCUCGAGGAACCUCUCCUCAUCUGGAGUGUGGGUGGCGGAUAAGGGCUGCGAGAAACACCCAUACAGUCACUGCAGUCGACUGGUUGUGGAGGAUCUGAUUCACAACGACACUGGUUUAUACACCUGCAUGCAUGUCAAUCACACUCCAGUUGAAGAAAAGGCCACGUAUGUCUUUGUCAGAGAUGACUCCAAUCCUUUCGUGCAACAGCACUAUCCAAACCCUGACCUCCUCCUCUUGUAUGAUAAUGAUGACAUGCUGGUUAUUCCUUGCCGGACCACCUCUCCUGACUAUGCGGUCACUCUGAAAGUGGAACAAAGCAUGUCACGUGAGUUUGAAGAGAAAGCGGACUGGGACCCAAAGCUUGGAUUCAGGAUGCCAUACCCCUUUGGCAGCCACUACAGAAUAGUCAAGUGCAUCACCACAACUGGAAGCCAGCACAUCCGCCAUGAGUCACACUACAUUCCCCACAGGAUCUCAACCGAGAUGAAGAACGUGAAGAUAAGCGCGGAUCGUGUGAGACUGGUAGUCGGAGACACACUUACCCUCAAAUGCUCUGGCGAGACCACCUACAAUGGGAGGAUAUCUUUCUCUUGGGACUAUCCUGGCAAGCCACUGAAUCGGUCCCACACUAUCAAGCCUCCAGAUGGGCCAUCUCCACCUUUCACCUUUAGCAGCAUUCUGACCUUGCAAAACGUCACCAUCACUGACAGGGGCCGGUACCAGUGCACAGCAGAGAAUAAGCACAUCAGGAACCUGACAGCUAAAGUAAUCAUUUAUGAGCAUCCUUUCAUCAAUUUAUCCUACAAAGGCGACAAAGUCAUUAAAGUUCUUGAAGGUAAAAAAAUGUUGAAGUUUGGACCCAGGGUUAAUGCAGUUCCAGCUCCCAACGUUGUGAUGUGGUUCAAGGACGACGUUCCAAUCAAAGAAGACUCAACCUGUUAUGAGCCUGCGGGUUACAAUCUCAUCAUUAAAGACGUUAAGCCAGAGGAUGCAGGAAACUUCACCAUGCGUGUGGGAAACAAGGAACGGUCCUUAUACGAGGACAUUAAAUACGUUUUGGAGGUUGGAGUAAAACCAAGUAUCUUAGAGGAGGAGCUUCCAUUGGAGCGUCAGCCCCACCUGCUUGGAAAGGAACACCGUCUCACCUGCACAGCCAAAGGCAAUCCCUUACCCAGCAUUACCUGGAAGUGGCAACCAUGUGACCCCGACUCCAACCUCAAGUGGUGCAAACUGUACUCUGAACCAAAACCUGUGAAGUUUUAUGAAGAGGAUGGAAGCAGCACGAACGUUGCAUACCCUUAUAACAUGAUUGGCUCCAUCAUAGCCGAGCCUUCACCCGCGAAACACAAGAACAAGAGCACACUAGUGGUGGAAGCAGCAAAAGCAUCGGGGGUUUACACUUGCCUGGUGUGGAAUGAAAAUGGCAGUCACAACUGGAGCAUACCUUUCAUUGUGGAUGAUCACCCAGAACCUUUAGAAAUUGAGCCCCAAAAAGCAAUAGAAGGAGAUGACAUCAACAUGACCUGCAGAGGCACACGGUACCUCUAUACAGAGAUGAAGUGGGUCGACCCAGUGAACCACACAGUCCCCAAUAGCAACGUUACCUUGCACAUGGGACGACACUCCAUCUCCCUGUCACUCACGCUCAGGAACGUGUCGCACACUGACGCCAAGGGCUAUUCCUGUCACGCACUCAACGGCUACACAAGACACAUUGUCACCAAAACGUCCAAGUUCAGCGUUGAGAAGAGGAGAGCCCCUUGGUUGCGGCAGAACCUGACCAGUCAGGUUGUCAACAGCAGCAGCACCCUGACCCUGGCUUGUUAUGCCCAUGGGGUUCCGCCCCCUUUCAUUACAUGGUACAAAAAUGGCAAGCUUGUGCAGGCUGCACCUGGGAUCACAAUGACGGCAGAUGGGUUGUUGACGAUUGAACGGGUGAAUAAAGAUGAAGAAGGGCUCUAUAAGUGUGAGGCCAGCAACAGUGAAGGGAAAGUGAUGACUGCUGCCAGUAUCACCGUAGUAGAAGAAGACAAGCCCAACAUAGAGGUUAUAAUCCUAGUAUGCACUGGUGUGGCUGCCACUUUCCUCUGGCUAAUGCUGGUCCUCUUCAUUCGCAAGCUGAAAAAGCCAAGCUCCGCAGAUAUCCAGAGGGGCUACCUGUCCAUCAUCAUGGACCCAGAUGAGAUGCCCCUAGAUGAGCAGUGUGACCGCCUGCCAUAUGACAGCAGCAAAUGGGAGUUUCCCAGAGACCGUCUAAGGCUGGGUAAAACCCUGGGGCAUGGAGCUUUUGGUAAAGUGGUGGAGGCCUCUGCAUUUGGGAUUGACAAGCUCUCUACCUGCAAGACAGUGGCUGUGAAAAUGUUGAAAGGAGGAGCUACAGCAAAUGAAUGUAAGGCCCUGAUGUCAGAGCUGAAGAUAUUGAUCCACAUUGGUCACCACCUUAAUGUGGUCAACCUGCUAGGAGCCUGCACAAAGCCAGGAGGUCCCUUGAUGGUAAUUGUGGAGUACUGCAAAUAUGGAAAUUUGUCUAAUUACCUAAGAAGCAAGAGAGGUGACUUCAUUGUCUACAAGCAGAACCCAGCUAGCAAGUUGAUAGGGUUGGGGUCGGGCUGCGAGCUCAGUGACUUGAGCGAGCUCAUCAAGCGUCGCCUGGAGAGCGUGGCCAGCACAGGAAGCUCUGCUAGCUCUGGUUUCAUUGAAGAUAAGAGCUACUGUGAUUCGGAAGAAGAAGAGGAAGAACCAGAGGACUUGUACAAGAGAGUCCUAACAAUGGAGGAUCUGAUCAGCUACAGCUUUCAAGUUGCAAAGGGAAUGGAAUUCCUGGCCUCACGUAAAUGCAUUCACCGUGAUCUGGCUGCCAGAAAUAUCCUGUUGUCUGAAAAUAAUGUUGUGAAGAUAUGCGACUUUGGUCUUGCAAGGGACAUCUAUAAAGACCCUGACUAUGUGCGCAAGGGAGAAGCCAGACUUCCCUUGAAAUGGAUGGCCCCAGAAGCCAUCUUCGACAAGAUCUACACAACGCAGAGUGAUGUGUGGUCCUUUGGGGUACUCAUGUGGGAAAUAUUCUCUUUGGGUGCCUCACCAUACCCCGGCCUACAGAUUGAUGAGGACUUCUGUCGCAGAUUGAAAGAGGGCACCAGGAUGAGAGCACCUGAAUAUGCAUCGUCUGAAAUAUAUCAGACCAUGCUGGAUUGCUGGCAUGGAGAACCUGAGAUGAGGCCUACCUUCACAGACCUGGUGGAGAGGCUGGGAGACCUGCUGCAGGCCAAUGUUCAGCAGGAGGGUAAGCACUAUAUCCCAGUCAACACAGCCUUGCUGACUAAAGGUGACGAGUCUUCCAACACCUCUUUGACAGAGGAGGGCUCCAACACAUGUAACUCUCAUCGGGAUUCUGGGAACAUGUGGAACAUCAAAGUGCGUCCUGCAAGUGUCAAGACCUUCGAUGAGGUUACCAUGCAGAGUGACACAAAUGAAGCCCAUGAAGGUGGGCACUCUGACAGUGGAAUGGGCUUAUCCUCAGAUGACAUCAAAACCCUGAAACGGCUGGAGUCGCUGGCUAGACCACUAAGCAACAGAGCUCUUGGAUUAAAGGCCAUGAGUAAGAGUAAGGAGUCUGUGCUGUCAGAACGGGAGCAGGACAAACUCCUUCUCCCACCUUCCACUCUGGACUUCAGCCUGGAAGACUCAUCCUUGGACCCCAGUCUGGAGUGUCACAGUCCGCCGCCCGAUUAUGAUGAUGUGGUUCGCUAUUCUGCGCCGCCCGUCUAGUUCUUUGGCGUGACUAGCCAAACGAAACUCAAGUGCACUCCCUCUGGACUUGACGUGUCCUUUCAGCUUCAGCUUCUCUCUCGAAGUUGCACUUCACAGCGCUACACCACAACCUCCACACUCCAUUUCUCAGCUUUGAGCGAGUUUUUACACUUUGCCCACUUUGGCACUGCUUAAUUUCUAUAAAGGGACAAUAUACCGCUCUAGCAACCAAAAUGAAGAAAAUGCCAGGUUCUGUACAGCUACCCAUGGUAAUGUUGUUCGUGCAGCUAAAUUGCUGGUUAUUCCAGCAACACAUAUGUCUACCUGUAUGUAUGUUCUGUAAAUGCUUUUCAAAUGAAAAAGCAUCGGGAUGUGCUCUCUGAAAUUCAAAAAUGUGUUAUACCUUGGGUGCUCGUACAGCACAUUGUAAAAGGACUGCUGAAUUAACCACUGUGAUGCCCAAGCAUUUGAACUUUUAACUCAGGUAUGACUUUCUUCGCUAUUCCUUAGCUUGCUAUGUCUACUGAUAAAAUACCGUCACUCAGUGGGUUUUGGUCAUGUGUAAUGUACCAAGGAAAGGGUUACUGUACUUUUUUAAAACUACUGCUGGUACCAUGCCACAACUGCAGGACGUGUCACUGAAAAAGUAGUUACCACAGAGGGUUCAUCCAUAUUUCCUGUCUGCACAUGUAGUUUUAUAUGUGAAAACUGGAAAGUGUUUUUUUUUUGUUGUUUUUUUUUGUUAUUUUUACAUGAAUUAAAGUUCCAGCGUUAGCAGGUUCAAGAUCAUUUUGGGCAAACAGCAGCAAUGAGGUGUUGGUACGGCAUUUUGUAAACGCUCACAGACAGGGUGGAGUCCUGUGCUGCCUCACACACUGACAUGAGCUCCAGUCCCCCGUCAGACCUCAUCCUGGAACCUGGAUCCUUGCAAUCCUUCCUAAACAACAAAACAAAAUUUGAUACCUAGACUGCUGGGCCUGAUGGAAACACUCUUGUUCCGUUGUUGCUUUUGCCAAAGGUGAAGGGAAGUAUGUGGAAGGGUUGGUUUGUAUUUGCUAAAAUGCUGUUUAGAUUGUUUCCCUAAAUUCCAAUGAAGUAUCUGCUACGCAAAACUAUGAAGGAAUAAACUAUGCAUAUUUAUUUAAAGAAUAUAGGUCAACUUCAUAUAUUUUAUACAGCUUCAUUUUAAUCUAGAGUGGUUCAUUUACCCAAAGACCUUUAUAUUCUCAGUGUUUUUGUAUUAAAAUGACUAACAUUCCUGUGUACUUCUUAAAUUCUGAAACCAUAUAUGCUGGUUGUUUUGUAGUAAACAGUAUAUAGAUUAUACAUUGUAAUAUGUGAAAUUUACAGUAUUGUAGUUAUUUGAUGUUUUGACAAGAAAGCAUACUAGUACUUAAACUACUAUAGGACAGACCACACUGUCUAAGAGGAAUUAUAUGUGUUUAGUGAGUUGGUUGCAAGCAUUUUCUAGUGUCUUCCUGUGUUGAGAUUUGAGCAUCACAUCAAUGUACAGUAUUAGGCAGGUCAUUGUUUUAAGCCCUGCAGGGUUUACUAAUAUACUGUAUUUUAUCUGUCUGUUCCCCUUGUUAAAAAUGUCAAAUGGUCUUUUUGUCAACGUGUAGGUGUGCUUUAUUUAUCACAUAAACAAGUCUAAAUGGUCAACCCCACAAAUGUUCAGCAAUACUCUUGACCAGAACGACCUUUUCAGGGUAUAUAUAGGUAUAGAUAUGCAGUCAGUUAUGUAGAUGAAUAGAGUCAUGUUGUUUUUAUGAACGUGGACUUUUGGUUUGGACUGCAGGCAUUGCAAAAUGUA
Scleropages formosus (Asian bonytongue) is the source of this 6244-nucleotide messenger RNA. Its product is annotated as vascular endothelial growth factor receptor kdr-like. Gene Ontology annotation, molecular function: ATP binding; vascular endothelial growth factor receptor activity; growth factor binding. Gene Ontology annotation, cellular component: signaling receptor complex; plasma membrane. The coding region runs from base 511 to 4449 and encodes 1312 amino acids. The transcript is spliced from 31 exons. Lineage: Eukaryota; Metazoa; Chordata; Actinopteri; Osteoglossiformes; Osteoglossidae. Gene Ontology annotation, biological process: positive regulation of cell migration; angiogenesis; positive regulation of kinase activity. The record is from RefSeq and is a predicted model, not a curated record.